Messenger RNA from Sugiyamaella lignohabitans, 1767 nucleotides. RefSeq lists its product as uncharacterized. Gene Ontology annotation, biological process: ubiquitin-dependent protein catabolic process; protein ubiquitination. The transcript has a single exon. Lineage: Eukaryota; Fungi; Ascomycota; Dipodascomycetes; Dipodascales; Trichomonascaceae. The record is from RefSeq and is a predicted model, not a curated record. Gene Ontology annotation, molecular function: ubiquitin protein ligase activity. The coding region runs from base 1 to 1767 and encodes 588 amino acids.
AUGAAGGUGAAGUCCCUUCAUUACAUCCCCAUGCUACCGAAGGCCGAUGACAAGAUGAUUCGUAAGCCUGCCCCGCUACUAACGAACAACGUCCUGAUUCGGGCCAUGUACAAUGCAGUAGGAAAACAACCAACAGCAGAUGAAAUCCCAGAUUUAAGGAACAGCUGGGCCAAAAUCCCGGCAAAUAAACAAACCGUCAAUCUAUUAGGAGAAAGUCUGUUCUGGGACACAUAUCUAAUAAUGAUGGCCAGUUACGGAGUAGAGGUGGUAGAAGCGCUAUUCCAGCAAAGAGACGCAGUUGUCGAACUUUGUGCCACUCCGUAUUACUUUGGGCUCGUCUUUGACAAUAGUAUAAUUCCGUCAAGCCCUCGCUGGAUUGUUGGUGCUGCUGAUAAUUUAUUAAUUUUGGCGUUGUACCUGGUCAGUCAAAUCAGUAUUCACACCCAGGCUAUUUUCAAGAGCCAGAAGUAUCGUCUCCUGCUGUCAUGCAUUAUAUUCGGCCCUUUUAUGUUGUUUGAAGGGUGGAAUUUUAUACAAUAUGAGUCGAAACGGUUGGAACUGGGGCUGGGUCUUCUUUUCUUUACAGUGGGGUACCCCAUUAUAUCACUCAUUUUUGUGGCUUUUUGCUUUAUUAUUUAUUCAAGUGCAUUUUUAUUGGUAGGCGGUCCUUCCAAAAUGAGAACUCCUUUUGGAUCUAGCGAAGUGGGUUCGGCAACUACUCUACACGAUGCCAUCUUUAAACUGUGUAAAGCAGCUGUUUCUGAUAACGGAGGCCAUAGCUUUAUCAAGGAGACAAUGGUCAUAAAGGCUCCAUCGGUCACCUGGGUAGAGAAUCCUAAGAACUUAAAUCUGUUAGAUUCGUCUAUGGCCAUAUUAGAAUCCACUCAAGCCAGUGGGAUUUCCAGCAGCACCAGUAGCAGCAGCUCCAACUCUAUUUAUGCACAACAACAUUUGGGGAGCAAAUAUAUUUCCUGGCUCAUGCGACAGCCAAACUAUAGCACCCUAUCGUACAUUGGGUCAAUGCUAAUAUUUAUCAUUAAACUGGUGAAGAAAAUCCAGUUGUUUCUGAUAUACAUCAGUCAAUUUCUACGGCGGUCAGCGAGAAACUCUGAUAAAACAAGCACUCGACCCGACUUACAAUCUGGACAUGUUCCAUUUAUACUCGAAGAACUAGAAGAAAAUGAAUCUGACGAGGAAGAAUAUAAUGACCAUCUCGACAAAAACGACGCUGUGGACCCUGAGACAUCGGAUAUAGACGGCUGGGAAACCGAGUCUGAGUCUGAGUCGAACGACUCUGCGGGCCCCAUAGACAACGGCACUUUCCAAGAAGAUUUCCAGGAGUUGCUUCUUUCUGGUCCUGACUCUCUACAAACACUCCUAUCUGCAGAGAGUCCACGACGAGACAUUCUCCAAAAGCAUCUCUUCAACAACAGUGGACGGCCACUCACCCGUUCUCAGUACACCCGAUUACUUGAAAACGAUAGACAGGAAUCACUCAAACUGAUCCAGAACCGAUGGCACGACCACAACACCAGCUCACUUCAGAACGCCUCGGACUUCGACAACGACAACGAAGACGGACCGGACCUGCCAUCCUCGAACCUGUGUGUCAUAUGCAUCUCCGCACCCCGACAGGUGGUGCUCUUCCCAUGCGGAUGUCUCCUAAUGUGCGAACCCUGCCGCGAGACCCUGGCAUCGCAGCUCUUCUCCGGCUGCGUCAACUGCCGUCGCAAAGUCGAGUCCUAUUCCCACGUUGUCGCGGAAUAG